Molecule: messenger RNA, 3445 nt
Organism: Arachis ipaensis
Lineage: Eukaryota; Viridiplantae; Streptophyta; Magnoliopsida; Fabales; Fabaceae
Product: Tetratricopeptide repeat (TPR)-like superfamily protein
Biological process (GO): RNA modification
Molecular function (GO): RNA binding; protein binding
Source: RefSeq, a predicted model, not a curated record
CCUUUCUCCCUUUAUUUCCUUCAAAUGAAGGAAAUCACAGAAACUCAGCCAAAAAAACCCUAGCACUGUAAGGCUACACCACCGCCGCAAGGAGUGGCACACUGCCGCCGUCGGUCGCACUCAAAGUUCGCCGUCCGUCCGUCUAUCUAGCUUCCCUCGUGCUCCAAGUCUUCAACCCCUGUUUGCUGUCACCGAUCGCAGCUGCUUCCUCGAGCUCGGCGUCCGUCGUCUUUGUCUGUUCAGCCGCCGUUUGUUUGCCGUCGUCUUUGUUCGCGUUCUUCGCCGUUCUCGUUCGCUCGGCGUUCACCGUUCGCGUUCACUCGCCGUUCACCGUUUGAGUUCGCAUUCGCGUUCGUCUGGAAGCCACGUUGCUCUGCUUCAAACUCUGCUACCAACCCGCGCGCUCCACCUUGCCGUAGAACUGCUCUCUUUUGUCGCCGUCGAAAUUCUGAAUUUCUGAGGUAUAUAAGAAUUAAGAAGGAAGACUAUUUCAACGGUAUUACUCUGUUGAUUCUGGUCUGCUACAAGCUUGAACAUAGAAUUGAAGAGAGAAACCCUUUAUUAUUUCAUCAUUGGCCUAUUUUUGGCAUUGCAUAUCAUUGUAGUUUGUUUAUUCAUAGAGCUAGUUGUUUAUGAUUCUCUUUUGAAGUAAAAAAGUGCAGUAGAAGAGUGUUUAGAACCAGUUGUUUUAUUCAUUGAAUUUUUAUAGAAUCAGGUGUUUAUUAUAAAACGGUUUUUUUCGGUUGAACCUUAGUUGAACCGGUUGAACCAAUAAACUAGUGAACCAGUAACUAGAGCGGUUUAAUGACUAUUCCGGUUUUCAGAUCCUUGUGACUGGUUCGAUUAUCGAGUCGGUUCCGACAACUAUAACAUAGAGAGACUUUCCCAAUUUCCCUUGAGGACGCCAUCUUCCUCGUCCACUGUACCUUCUUCUCACAUGCACAUGCACAGUCACAGCCCCUCCACUUCAUUCUGCCAUCGAGCUUCAGCUCCGCUCCUCAAGAUAACAUAUAAUAUCUCAUUCUCAUACAUCAAUAUGCCACAUGAAGCCUUGGUUUUCCCAACAAAUCUUCAUUCACACAUUUUCUAAGGACCAACCCCUUAACAUUUUCAAGCUCAACCGCAUUCUUGCAGAAUUCACACGCUCAAACCAAUACACAGAAUCAUUCAAACUCUUCACCAAAAUUCACUCAUCACAAUCCCUCAGACCAGACAAUUACACACUCUCCACAGCAAUAACUACCUCAGCAAACUCUCAAAAUCUCACCUUUGGCAACCAACUUCACACCCAUGCCAUCCAAACAGGCCUUAAGUCCCAUUCCCAUGUUUCAAAUUCCUUGCUUUCUCUGUAUUCCAAGGUCCAUGAUCUUCAUUCUGUUAUGUGUGUCUUUGAAGAAAUCCAAUUUCCAGAUGUGUAUUCAUGGACUACACUGUUAUCUGCAUGUACUAGGCUUGACCAUGUUGAUUAUGCUCUUCAAGUGUUUGAUCAAAUGCCCAAUAGGAACAAUGUGGCAACUUGGAAUGCCAUCAUUACUGGGUGCACAGAUGAUAAUGGGCACGAAGAUUUUGCUAUCAGCUUGUUCAAAGAUAUGCACAGGAUUGGUAUUAGGCCUGAUGGUUACACCUUUGCGAGCAUGUUGAGUUUAUGCAAAAGUGUGGAGCUUUUGGAUUAUGGAAGACUCGUGCAUUCGGAAGUUGUCAAGAGUGGUUUCUUGGCUAGGACUUCUGUCGUCAAUUCUCUUAUCACCAUGUAUUUUAACUGUGAACGCGUUGCGGAUGCCUAUGAGGUGUUUGAGGAAGCAGGAGCUGCUUUGCGUGAUCACAUUACUUAUAAUUCAAUGAUUGAUGGUCUUGUAAAGAUGGAGAGAAAUGAAGAUGCAUUCUCAACGUUCAAGGACAUGCUACAGGCUUAUCUUCGUCCGACUGAGCUUACAUUUGUGAGUGUCAUGAGCUCUUCUCUGCCUUUAGGAUUUGGAUGUCAAGCACAAGCAUUAGCUAUCAAAAUGGGUUUUAUUGAUUUUACAGCUGUGAAUAAUGCAACAAUGACCAUGUAUUCCGGCUUCAGGAAUUUAAAUGAAGUUGAGAAUAUUUUUGAGAGUAUGAAUGAAAGGGAUCUUGUUUCAUGGAACAUAAUGAUUUCAAGCUAUGCUCAAGACGACAUUAGCAAAGCAGCAAUCAUGACCUAUUUGAAAAUGAGGAGAGCUACAAUUGAACCAGAUGAAUUUACUUACGGAAGUGUGCUAGCUGCUGCAGACACUUCGCACACUGUGGAGAUGAUCCAUUCCCUCUUGUUGAAAAAUGGGCUUAUGAAAGUUGAAGUUUUGAAUGCACUUAUUUCAGCAUAUAGCAGACAUGGAAACAUAAAAUGUGCCUUUCUAAUUUUCUCUGAUCUUCCCUACAAAAAUUUGAUAUCUUGGAACAGCAUCAUAUCUGGAUUAGCAAUAAAUGGAUACCUUUUGCAAGGGUUCGAGCAGUUCUCGGCAUUACUUGACACAAAUCUCAAGCCAAAUGUGUAUACCCUCAGUCUUGGUUUGAGCAUUUGUUCUAGCAUUUCAGCCAUGAGUCAUGGGAAACAGAUCCACUGUUACAUACUACGCCAUGGAUUUUCUUCAGAAGUUUCUUUAGGCAAUGCUUUGGUGACAUUGUAUGCCAAAUGUGGAUCCUUAGGCAUGUCUUUGGGAGUUUUCAAUGCAAUGAUUGAAAGAGAUACGAUCUCUUGGAACGCUCUCAUAUCUGCUUAUGGGCAACAUGGGCUAGGCGAAGAAGCUGUCUGCUGUUUUGAGUCAAUGCAGACCUCACCCGGGAUCAAACCGGAUCAUGCUACCUUCACUGCAGUUCUUUCAGCUUGCAGCCACGCAGGUUUGGUUGAAGAAGGUACCCAUAUGUUUUAUACAAUGGUGAAAAUUUAUGGGUUUUUGCCAAGUGUGGAUCAUUUUUCUUGCGUAGUUGAUCUGUUGGGUCGCAGUGGAUACCUUGAUGAGGCAGAAAGAGUGAUUGAAGGUGGUUACUUUGGAGCGCAUUCUGAUUUAUGCUGGUCUUUGUUCAGUGCAUGUGCCGCACAUGGUAAUCUAAGACUGGGAAGAAGAAUUGCCAAACUUCUCCUGGAAAGAGAUCAUAACAAUCCAUCAGUCAGCGUGCUUUUGUCGAAUAUCUAUGCUGCUGCAGGGCAGUGGGAAGAAGCAGCUCGUCUGAGGGAUGUGAUGAGAGCAUUUGGGAACACAAAGCAACCUGGUUGCAGUUGGAUCAGAGCCUAAGUAGUUAAUCUUAGGUCUCGUAAUGCAUAUGUAUAGAAGCAUGAACAUGAUAAAGAGUUCUUAUACAGAGUUCAAUUUUGAAUAGACUUAAAGCCCAGAGAAUGAUGUGAUACACAACAUAUUCAAGCAAAAAAAAAAAAAAAUUCAAACUGUUUAAGAUAGAAGUCAAUAUAACAGAAUUCCAUUAGGAG